CCUCAACCCUCCAUCCUCGACCGUGGAUGGGCUCUGGAUUCCCAUCCAGGUGAAACAAAUGUACCACGGCCACUGCCUCAUGACUCGGAUUGCGUUCAACGCUCGCGAAGCUUAUUCUCCACAUACUGUAGAUGUUGGCUUGUUCCACACACACAUGGCUGUCUCACCGCAGCUUGACAAGUCCAAAGCUGGAUUAUGCUUGCAUCAACCUUAGCUUAAAGAUGAACAGCCACGUCAUGCUCCAAAUCCCGAGUCAUACUAUGCUGACAUACUCCGUACACGCGUUGCUUUUCCUUGGCUUCAACAUGCUCCUUCAGCUCGGGAUUGGUCGCCCAGCGUCUACAAUAAAACUGUGGAACGAACCCUCCAACAAAGUGCAUUAUUGAAUACUAUGAAUCACAGGCCAUCAGAUCGAGAAGGCGAGGUAGACAGGUCUAGAGAGCAAUCAAUGUGGCGGGAGAUGUCAUGGGAAUGUUAGAGCGUCCCGUCUGGCAUUUUCCCGCC
Aspergillus steynii IBT 23096 is the source of this 504-nucleotide messenger RNA. RefSeq lists its product as uncharacterized. NCBI's taxonomy places the organism in Eukaryota, Fungi, Ascomycota, Eurotiomycetes, Eurotiales, Aspergillaceae. Bases 132 to 386 code for a protein of 84 amino acids. The record is from RefSeq and is a predicted model, not a curated record. The transcript has a single exon.